This is a messenger RNA of Ricinus communis (castor bean), 1183 nucleotides long. RefSeq names its product protein RESPONSE TO ABA AND SALT 1. Gene Ontology annotation, molecular function: sequence-specific DNA binding. The record is from RefSeq and is a predicted model, not a curated record. The transcript has a single exon. The coding region runs from base 381 to 1079 and encodes 232 amino acids. Gene Ontology annotation, biological process: DNA-templated transcription. Lineage: Eukaryota; Viridiplantae; Streptophyta; Magnoliopsida; Malpighiales; Euphorbiaceae.
GUCCUCUGCUUUUCAUUUCUGCUUCAGGACAAACUCCAGCACGCGCUCCUUUAAACCGCUUUAAUAUGUAGCUGGGGAGUCUUUCAAUUCUUAUCCUUUUUUAUCCCUCUCGUUUCAGUCAACCAAACCUUCCUCUCUAAGCAAUUCCUUCCUGGAUUACUUGCACACUAAGCAAGAAAGACAUGCAUAUUGCAGACAUCAAUUAGUAAACUUAGAAUUACGAAAUCACCUGGCUCUUCCUGUAUAUAUAUCAAGAACAGAUCAAAGUCUGUUUACACAUCAGAAGUAGCCAUCCCUUUUUACUCUCGUUUAGCUUAUUAAUUACGUUACUCCUCUUCCUUCUUUUAUUUGUCGUCUUCUUUUUUUCUUUGGGUAUUUUUAUGCCAAAGGAGUUAGGUUCAACGUCAAGAUCAACAAGAGAUGGUAAAACCAUUGCCCAGUCCUUCGUUUCAUUUUUCGAAGGAUGGCUUGUGCGUCAAGAACACUACCUCGACGAACUAUUAUCCGUUCAACAACACUGCCACGAGUCCACAGAGGAAGAUUUAAAAGAACUCGUUUCAAGAAUUCUUUCUCAUUACGAACAAUACUACGAAGAAAAAUCAAGACUCGUUCAAGGAAACGUCUUUCUCGUCUUCUCCCCCCCGUGGUUCUCUUCUCUUGAGCAGAGCUUUUUUUGGAUUGCAGGUUUCAAACCUUCGCUAGCUUUCCGCGUACUUAGUAACUCCGUCAAUGAUUUAUCUGAGGAUCAGAAUUCAGAAGUGGGUAGGUUAGAGAAAGAGACGAAAGUGAAUGAAAGACUGUUGGCUGAUGAGUUCGCCAAAAUCCAAGAAAGUCUGGCGUCGCCACCUUUGCUGCAAGAAGCGAGGCUACAAGGGCGCGCGGGGGAGGAUGGAAGAGUGAGUGAUCGGUUAGCCGUUGGGUCCCUUAGAUCCAGGCUGGAAGCCGUAGUGGCAAAAGCGGAUUUGUUGAGGACUAAUACAGUGGUUAAAGUAAUGGAGAUAUUGAAUUCCGUGCAGAAGGUUAACUUUUUGACUGCAGUAACUCGACUUCAGCUAAGGAUUAGGAAUAUGGAGUAUUAGAGAUCUUUAGAGAGGAAAAUACAGUUUUUGUUGAGAUUAUCGGGUUCUUUUCUUUUAAAUCUUUUUUCUGUUAAUACAGUUAAUCUGUUAUCAGGUUUUCUUUC